This is a messenger RNA of Macrobrachium nipponense, 130 nucleotides long. RefSeq lists its product as uncharacterized. Lineage: Eukaryota; Metazoa; Arthropoda; Malacostraca; Decapoda; Palaemonidae. The record is from RefSeq and is a predicted model, not a curated record.
GUUCACUUUUGAGGAGGAAGCUCAAAGUAAAAACUCGAAUCCCGCUCGACAGUCUUGCCCACACAGAGGAAUCCCUUUACAUCAAGAUAAAGCUGCCAUCAACCAAGAGCCUUGGCGAUAUUUAUAUUGA